This is a messenger RNA of Marchantia polymorpha subsp. ruderalis, 3463 nucleotides long. The record is from the annotation of a GenBank genome assembly. Lineage: Eukaryota; Viridiplantae; Streptophyta; Marchantiopsida; Marchantiales; Marchantiaceae.
AACACGAGCUCCUAGAUAUGUCAAGAAUUCAUUUCCAAGGUUUAUGUGGUGAUCUUUAACGAAGGACAACGCUCGUCGUUGAAUACCACUGCGUAAAUGAAUCGGCAGAUAGCUUUCAGAUCAGAUUAUUCACACUCCUUUGAAAGCGAUCGAGGAUGUUCCAAAUGUUAAUAAUGCUUUCGUGAGUCCUCGUAUAAUUAAAAUCUUGCGAACCGCAGAUGUGAGAAAUACAGGAUCAAGAGACAACGCCAUUUAUCAGAAUUCGUGUCAGAGUCUGAGAUCUCCGCCAGCUUUCUGUGCAGUUCCGCCCCACUCUCGUACGCUGCGCAAAUGCAGAAGGUUUGCACAUGAACCUUCGGCCUCACGCUCCCCCGACACUUAAUCACGGCCUUUCUCUGGUUUCCCUCUCUGCGAACAAGUCCAACGAAUCGCCUGCAAUCGUCGAGAAAUCUACGUUGGGAAAAGUCUCUUUUUCACCGUUGUUUUGGAGUUUAGGGGAUGCCAGUUCAUGGUGAGUACAUUUUGGGCUAUAUCUGUACUAAAUCUUCAGCAGAAGCGACUUCUCAUUUUGAAAUGAGAGGUCUUUUUGCCGAGAAGAUGCCAAUUGCACGGCGUUAGAUAAUGUCUUUUCACACAAACUUGGACAAAGAAAUGGCGGAUUUAUCAGAUCCAGAGGAUUCUGAUGAUCCAAUUACGCCUGCCUUGCAAGAGAUAGAGGUGGUGCCAGCACUCCAGACCUUUUUUUACACGGAAGAAUCGCGUUUCCCAUCGACGAGUAAACGUAGGAAACAUGAGGCCGAAGAAGCAUCACCAUCAGAAGUACGUAGUACCGAUGAGCCCUCAGCUUCAAGCCCUAGAGCGAAUGCAGCUCCAUUUCUCCUUCAUCGCCUGCCUUCUCCGGAGCCCGUGGAAGAGGAAGGCGCUGAGGCCUUUUUCCGAAUAAAGAUCCUCAACGAAGACCUCGACAUCCACGACAACUACCGACAGCUAGAUUUCAUCGGUUCGGGCACAUUUGGUGCGAUCUACGAGGUCGAAGACGCUAGAAAUCCGCAGAUUAGAUUAGCCAUGAAAUGUCAAAGUAAAAAACCCCCGGGCUUUUUGGCAGCUGCAAAUCCAGACGAAGAAUUAUUGAGGAUAUACAAAGAAUUAGUAAUUAUGAGCAGAAUAAUUCCCAAACACAAAAAUAUUAUUGAAGUCAAGGACGUCCUAAUUAGUCCGGACAACGUUUACAUUGUGCAAGAAUUAUGUGCAAGUUUAACACUCGACGAUUUCUACCCUGUCGCUGAUAAUGCAAGCGGGCGCAGAAUAUUUAAACAGCUGGUUGGUGCACUAAAUUUUAUCCAUGAAUAUGGAGUGGUGCACGGGGAUUUGAAAUCAGACAACGUGCUUUUCGCUGACCGCAACUUCAUGGAAUGCAAGAUUAUAGACUUUGGCCUCUCCGUUUAUAGACCAGAAUGGGCUAAGAAGACUAACAAGAAUUUCGAGCGGGGCAAAUGGUUGAGCGAAGCCGAACUUCGCACUCCAAGAGACUUACAUGCAUCCCAUACAGAAGAUAUAGAAGCCUUGGGCAGAAUACUGCACUCAAUUCUGGCUGGCACCGAUGUGCCAAGCAUAUUUCAAAGCUUUAUGAGUAAUAGUGAUAACAAGUACAAGCCAAGAAUGGACAUCUUUGAUGAAAGUGCACUGAAUCUACUUGGAAUUAUUGGUCCCACUUAUUUCCAUCUCGAUGAAUAUGCGAACUACCAGAGUCUGGAAGAAAUCCUUCAGCAUCCUUGGCUCGUAGAAGAAACCCAAACUCUUGCUACCAGAGAUUCAGAACUGGCUCGGGAGAUUCCUCUGCUAGAAACUGACCUCACUGGGCUUAAGAUUCUGUUCAGAGACUGGCAGGUCGUCUAUUUUCGGAUCAUAAGAAAUGACGAGGAUGUCGGCAUCCAUUACCGAGUACUAGAUUCCUUUCAGAGAGGCGAUGGGAACACUGAAAUCUUUGAGUGUGUGAAUGCAGACAUUGAAACGACCUCUAAUACCAAGCAUGCAAUGAUAGUAUUAUCUAGGAAUGGUCAACCAGAGUCGAUGUCUCCAAAUGAUGCUGUCAGCGAAGCAUUGAGGAUAUACAAUGAAUUGUUGAUAACACUGAGAAUACUCCCCAGGCACCCAAACAUCGCUGAAAUACGGGAUGUGAUCGUCCACAAAGAUUUUGUGCUUGUCAUUAGAGAGCUGUGUGAAAGGGACACGCUAGAAGACUUCUUUCCUCUUGCCAGAAAUGAGAAUUCGCGCAAUAUCUUCAGGCAAAUUGCAGAAGCAGUUCGCCUCAUGCAUCUCUUUGGUGUGGUGCACAUGGACUUGCAUUGCCAUCAGAUAGUUUUCACGGACAGUCACUUCACUACUUGCAAGAUUGUGGGUUUUAGUAAUGCUCUGUACGACUCGGAACUGGCUCAAUGUGCUCAUGAAAACUUCAAAGCUGAGGACUGGAUAACCCCUGAGCUUCAAAUCAUGGCCCGCGAUAUCAAGGUUGAAGUAGACAUCAGAGCCCUUGGCUCGAUUCUGCUCGCAAUGAUGGUUGGCAUCUGGCAACCGGAUCCGGACAAUCUGGACCCAACGCUUCUGCCUAGACUAGGAGUAUUUGACGAGAAUGCCACAAAUUUGCUUUCAAAAAUAGGCCCAAGUCCCUUUGGACCACUUGAAGAUGACAGACUACCAUCAAUUGACGAAAUAUGUCUCCAUCCGUGGCUUUUUUUUUAGGUGUAGACGAUCCAGACACGAAACCAACGGCAAAAACUUCUCAAAGUUGCGUAAGAACCAGUCAGGCCGGCACAAGUACCGUGUAAAAAUGUAGGAGCAAACUCUUCGUGUUGUGGUUCUUUGAUUGCACAGCUCACAAUUAUUGAACAGGACAACUAAGAACACAACAGAAAGAUCACUAGUUGUGUUCUCGGAAGUCAGUCGAAAGCUACAUACGACAUGUUGAAUCCGACAGUGGUGCUUAGCCCAACAGCAUUCUGCUCAAGGUGUAACUUUUGUGGGAGUUGUAGGACACAUGCAUAUGAAAUAUGCAGAGCAGAGAAGGUUUUAUACAGAAAUUCAAUCGUUUGAUGAUAUAGAUAGAAUAAUAGUUUGUUCAUUUAUUACUACAUUUUUCAUUCGAUUCUCAUAACAUGUCAGGACCAGUCGUGGUUGGUUAGGUCGUUGCAACUGACAGUCCAAUUCUUUGAGAAUUCAAGGCAGUGAUAUCUAAAGACGGCUUGCAACACAAGCCUACGACUUCCAAAUCCGUCGUCGAAGAGACAUUUUUCUCCCAAGAUGUCCGUGGAUGAAUAUUUAAGAUCUCCAGCUAUCGGUAGGAAAGCUUCACAGUGAUUAUUUUCUACAGUUGAUGUGCCUGCAAAUGAACUUUCAACCACUCAAUCAUGAUGAGACCUACAGCCCAUGAAAAACUGAGACGGCAUCAGACAGAGAAAUAUAGAAG